Messenger RNA from Bombyx mori (domestic silkworm), 5515 nucleotides. RefSeq names its product myelin transcription factor 1. Gene Ontology annotation, biological process: regulation of transcription by RNA polymerase II. Gene Ontology annotation, cellular component: nucleus. NCBI's taxonomy places the organism in Eukaryota, Metazoa, Arthropoda, Insecta, Lepidoptera, Bombycidae. The record is from RefSeq and is a predicted model, not a curated record. Gene Ontology annotation, molecular function: zinc ion binding; DNA-binding transcription factor activity, RNA polymerase II-specific; RNA polymerase II cis-regulatory region sequence-specific DNA binding. Bases 220 to 3951 code for a protein of 1243 amino acids. The transcript is spliced from 20 exons.
UUGUGACUAGAUAAUUACGUUCUAAUUGACCCUGUGACUGUGCUACCUUGAAAAAGUAUUGUUUAUGUGAAUAAAAUGUAAUGUUUUGAAAUGUAACUCUUGUGUGACAUUUGGAAUAUGCUGUUGUAGAUUGUGUUUACUUCUCUGGACGUUAAGAAGCGAAGGCUGGAAGUACUUCUUGACCUUGCCAGCUGCCCGGGUUCGAGGUUAGAUGACAGGAUGUCACGCAAGGCCCGUCAGGGGUACAGCAUACGUCACUUGCUCCAGUUGCCGAAUGCACCGCGCAGUCCCCCCGCGCCCUCGCACCCGCCCGCUCCCUGUAUCAAGGCUUCGCUGCGACAACGGGUGUCGUCGACUUCGGAGCAAGAUGCGAGGGACUACAACGAUGACGACUCAAUCAAGAGUGAGGAAGAUCAAAAGAUAGUACACAAGCUUUUUCGUCCGACAACGCCCAGGACGAGUACACCGCUGACGGCUCAAACCGGAAUCACGCAAAUCAACAAGAGGCGACUCGAGUUCGGUGUCGAUGUAGAAACUUUCAAAAUAGGAGAGAGGCGUAUAGAGCGUACCAACAGUGAAGCUUCCAUGGAGGACGAAGACGUGAUCGGGAAACGCCGACGGAGACUACUGGACGAUGAGAGACGGGACGAACUCGAACCUCGACGCCGCCCAUUACCAGUGCACCGACCUUACACCACUCGGCAACCUGACCAGGAUGAAGAGACACUCAUCAAAGAAACACAAGCUGCCUUAAAAACGCUCUCAGGAAGCUGGACUCGUGAUCAUACGAUUGUACACACCGGUGACGUCACCGAUGAAGCGAACGGAUUCGAAAACUUAUUUGCUGACGGAAGGCAAGAACAUAAUAAUAUGUUGCCGUCCCCGCCCUCACCGUCUUCCGAAAGCAAUGACACCACACAAAAAAGUUUUGCUAUGCGGUACGAACAGCAGGAGCAUAACAUUAACGGUGUCAAUGGAAAUAUUGAAUUGAAUACGUGCGGAGAGAUUGCUGAAGAUCAAGAAAGCAGACAUUCUAAUUACGAUGGAACUAAUUUCGAUGAGCUCGGUGAUUCGUCUUCCAAUGAACUCGAAAUAGAUAUGUCAGAUCGAUUUGACGAUAAAUUCGACGACGAUAGAGAAUUUAAAUUCAAACGUAAAGGCGAUAUUGUGUCCGUCAAUAAGCAGUCUCUGUACAACGCUUACAAAGCGGCGACGGCUGCACUGCCAUAUACCACGCAAUCGGCUUUCAAGCCUCCCGCUGAAGUGAAACAUAGGCUACACGGACCUACACUGCCGAGCGAACCUUUCGGGGGGUAUUCCAAUGAUCACGAGAAGAGUUCAGUGAACCGUGCUUCGAAACAGUAUACAGUGCUACAGCCGGCAGGAGUGGGGUCACGCGCGGCCACGGCGCUGCAAGAAGCCAGGGCAGUUCCAACCGCGCAGCCGGCACGAGAUUCGCGACCGCUCACUGCACUCUCGCCGCCCGUCGUCAGAGAAGGCAACAAGUGCCCCACACCCGGCUGCAAUGGGCAGGGCCACGUCACCGGCCUUUACACACACCAUAGAAGUCUGUCAGGAUGCCCAAGAAAGGAUAAAGUUACACCGGAGAUUUUGGCGCUGCACGAAACGAUCUUGAAGUGUCCCACGCCCGGGUGCAACGGUCGAGGACACGUGAGCUCGAAUCGCAGCACGCAUCGGUCUCUUUCCGGCUGCCCUACAGCCGCCGCACGCAAGGCCGCCGCUAGAACACAACGCACACGUCCUACCUUAUCGAUAACAGCAGCUCCGAUUUCGGUAUCCGUGUCUCUAUCGAGCGACAACGGGUCGAACCCAAACUCGACGCGUGUCUCCCACGAGAGGGAGUCAGCGGCCUCGCCGCCUAGUCCGCCCGUGAAGAGAGAAGCCCCCGAGCUGCUCGUGCCGAAGCGAGAGGCCGCCGAGCCAGAGCGCGACUCCCCCGCAGGGAUGGAGACGCGCCACGCCGGCUACGGCGCGCCACCCGACCAACGAUCACCGUACGAUCGACCACCGGACGACCACGUCCGAUCCUAUAGUCAAAUGAACGAGACUCGAUAUGGGUACGAGUCUCGUUGCUACGAAGGAGCGCCUGCCUUCGAACGCUACGACCCUCAGUGUCCGCAGAGGUCGUACGGUUGGGAGGAGGAACGCUACCACGAUCCACAUCUACCCACGCCCAUGAAGACGGACCAAUCAGAACAGGAGACCAGUUCUGGACCUAUUUAUCCUAGACCAAUGUACCACUACGAGACUGGUGGUGGAGUUGCCGGUGUGAGCGCAAUGGGACCAGGCGUUCCACCAGGUUUCUCGGCCAUCAAUUUGUCGGUGAAGAUCGCAGCUGCGCAGGCCCAACGUCCCCGAAGUCCCACGCCCAGAGAUCCGAGAGAUCCGAGGCCGGCAAUAGACCUUUCCAGCUCAAGUGGUAGUCCACAGGGUCCAUACGCGUCGCCGGUGUACACGAGCGCGGGCGGGGGCAGCGGCGGCGCGCGGGGCAGCCCGCAGCCGGGAGCUUCGCCCCAGCUAACGGCCAGCCCUCAGGUGCCCAGUCCACAGGGACAGACCCUCGACCUUAGCGUGUCCCGUUUACCACAUAGUCGAGGCUUCCCCGGCGCCGUUUCCUAUAGUCGAGAAUCUACCCCGGACAGCGGCGGUAGCCAUCCGUACCUGGAAGCCUACCACCGAGACACCGCAGGUUACGGUGGUGUCAGUCCGCACCCAGUGGCGGGAUACGGGCUAGGUCAGCCGGAUUACGCGGCGGCUGCGGCAGCGGCGGGCUACGGCGGAUACCAGUACCAGUGCGGCGCCUAUCCGCCUCCGCCGGCGUACCCACCUCACGCACCGCCAUAUUCUCCGCCCUGCUACAUGCCGCCGCCACACGCGCCGCACGACAAGCCAAAGGAUACAAGUUUGUAUAUGUGCAGCCUGUCCGGGUGUCCGCGCGCCGAUCGCUCCCAACUCCAGCCACAUUCCCAAGAGCUGAAGUGUCCGACGCCGGGCUGUGAUGGAUCCGGUCACGUCACCGGCAACUAUUCCUCACACCGGUCCCUCUCCGGCUGCCCGAGGGCCAACAAGCCGAAGAGCAAACCCAGAGACGGCCAGGAUUCGGAGCCUUUGAGAUGCCCUAUACCGGGCUGUGACGGAUCUGGACACGCUACAGGGAAAUUCUUAUCGCAUCGAAGCGCAUCGGGCUGUCCAAUUGCGAAUCGGAAUAAAAUGCGGGUCUUGGAGAGUGGCGGAACCGUCGAACAACACAAAGCCGCUGUGGCCGCAGCCGCUUCAGCCAUUAAAUUCGAUGGAGUGAACUGUCCAACGCCCGGAUGUGAUGGAUCUGGCCACAUAAAUGGAUCCUUUUUGACGCAUCGGUCGCUCUCCGGGUGUCCAGUAGCCGGAGCCGCCACUCCCACGCCGCAACCAACGAAAAAACCCAAGUACCCGGAUGAUAUAACACCGCUGUAUCCAAAACCAUAUUCAGGAAUGGAGAUGAACAUGCAAACGGGAAACGGUGAAGAUCUGAUGACAUUAGAACAAGAAAUUACCGAACUUCAACGGGAAAACGCAAGGGUCGAAUCGCAGAUGAUGCGCCUGAAGUCCGACAUCAACGCGAUGGAAACUCAACUGACACAUGGGGAGCGAGAGAAUCAACUGAUAACCCAACGCAACAGCAACUUGAACGAGUACUACGAGAGUCUGCGGAAUAACGUGAUCACGCUGCUCGAGCACGUACGCAUCCCGGGGGGAGGCGCCGCCCCCGCCCCGCCCGCGCCCGCCCCCGCCGCACCCGACAAGCCCGCGCACGACAACUUCGACUCCUACCUCACCAAGCUGCAGACGCUCUGCUCCCCGGACGGGUACUGUCCGGACGAGAACCGCCCAAUCUACGAAACCGUCAAAAACGCGCUCCAGGACUUCACGGUGCUUCCUACGCCCAUUUAAGGGUCGCCGAGCGCCGCCGACUCGGACCGACAGUGAACGUUCACCGGCGACCUCGGCGGGGCUUUACGUCAAAUGGACAUUUUCAAUAAAAUGUGUACCCGUGUUCAUACUGUCCCCACAUAGUCUGUACCAGUUUUGUCAAUAUCAUACACAUUUUAACAAAAAGUAUGUACCGAUUCAAAUUAUACGUACCAUUUAAUUAUUAUUUUUGACUACGUAUAAAAUACUACGUAUACGUUUUAAAAUAAAAAACACUAAAUCAGUCACAACAUAUGUGCAAGUGGGACAGUCACAAAAGUAACAUCUAACAUUUAGGACGACGUGAGAUUGACCUGGUGAUUUUUUAGCUCUUUAAUAGUGAAUGAGUAUUCUGUGUAUUUCGUGAUCUGUGGACGAAACUCAAACCAAAGAUUAAUGUCGUUUGUGCCGGAACGACUCGAACGUCAGCGUCGUACGUUUAGGACGCGGGUGGAUAUUUGUGUUCUACUAUUAGGCAAUGAUGUCUGAUCUCUUUAAACCGUUGUAUACGAUGUGUGACCUAUCUAAGACAUCGCGUUGCUCGAACGAGGGUUCGUUGGUCGUAGUUAAGCUGGACUAAAUUACUAUAAAUAAAUUUUAAAAACUUGUUACUACUCGUAUGCUUAAAUUAAUGUAAUUGUUAGGAAAAGUUUAUACUUGUACGUGAGCGGUUUUAGAGUCACACGAAAACAUUAAAUUAUCAUUUUAAUGUAAAUAUUGUAUCUACAUUUCGUAUUAUAAAUAUAGUUAUCGUAAUAACCAAGACCCGUUCGUGCGGGUACAUUUUAGCGAAACGAUAUACGAGCGAACAGAUUUUAUCAAACAGGAAAUAUUGUAGCGUAUAAGGAAAGUGUUACUAUUAAAAUUCAUUAUUACUGGGAAUGUGCCAAAUGCUUCGAAUACGCAGCAGCUCCCGACCGCUGAUAUUAUGUUGAGUUAACAUUAAUAUUACGUAAGCAAAUAUAAACGAAUCCUUAGAGGACAGUCAGUUCUAGUCAGUUUGUUUUGUAAAUAUAAAAAAAAAUGUGAAUACUUAAAUGUCACGUCGUAGGGACGUAUUUAUUUGUAUUAGGUAAUACGAGAUCUCACUAGAUCGUUGUAAGUUAAUUCAGUCAUUAAUUAAUAAUGUAUUUUAGGUAUAAAAAUUUAAACGUACAUUCUUUGUUAGCCAAUGUUCUCCUGCUGUGAUUAUGUUACAUGUUAAUUACUUAUUUAUUGUUACCUCGGCCCUAAACGGGAUGUGAUAGGUUAAUUAUCUUUUAUUCUUGUAGUUGUUGAUUUGCUGUUUCAUUUGAAGCAAGUUUCUGAUAAACAAUUGAUGUGCAAUUUUUUUUACUAUUUUCUUAAAGUUGGUGUAUUUUUUAUUGAGAUUUUCAUUUUUAAUGUUGUGAAAUGUCAACGGUACACAGGAAUAUAAUUAUUCGCAUUUAAAUAUUAAAACCUAAUAAGAUAAUAUGUUACUACUCUGUCAAAUACUUACGUUUCUGUAAUAUAUUGAGUAUGUGUUGUUAAAGAAUAAAAAUAAUAAAUACCAAGAUUAUAACAA